UUGGAAAACAAGCAGGACAGCGGCCCCCCUCCCUCGAGGACUGGAAUUGGCCACCCCUGCUAUAAGUCACACUGGAUAUAAAAUGAUAUGUUAUUUCUGUGCAUUCAUGUGUCGACAGAGUUAUGAUUCCCGUUUUUGUUUGUUCUGACAAAUUGUGGCAAAAGUUUUGAAUUGAGCUGUGUCCUGCAGCAGCUCUUGAUCGUGUUGAUCAUAGUGAACAAAGUUACAAUAACUUCCCUAUGUUUUUACAACACUGGUAUCCAUCUGUCCCUUUUACUACUAUCUUUACCUCAACUCUCGCCCUCCGUGCCUCGUGUAAACCGCCUUAAUGACGCAAAGGAUAGUCCAAAUUAUACUGAUCCAUUCGAACCAACUUUUACUCGCCCAUUUAAAAUACAGAUAGCCCAAAUGGCCAGAAAACAGCACAGAUCAACUAAUCUGUUCUCCAAGUCAGGGAAACAUGUGCAAUGUGGUAACGCUAGGCGGCGAUACAACAUGUAACGCAACUUAGAACAUAGCAUAUAAAAUCAGAGAAGAAGAAACAAGUACCAGACAAAAUGGCUGUAGGACGAAGCUAAUUCUUGGCUAAUGUAAACAUCUAUCAACAAUACAUUGGAGCAGGAGCGACGAUAACGUCACCCGAUAGGUUUUGACACAGCGAAUGAGAGCCAGUCCUCCUGAUUUUGGUAAAGGAUGAUGAGCCAGCGACGUGGGAUCCAUCUGGACCAAUCAGAGCUGCUUUGCAAGAAAGGAUGUGGUUAUUAUGGCAACACUGCUUGGCAGGGCCUGUGCUCGAAGUGCUGGCGAGAGGAAUAUCAGCGAGAAAAGCAACAGAUUCAAGAGGACUGGGCACUUGCUGAGAGGCUGCAGAGAGAGGAAGAGGAAGCGUAUGCAAGCCGACAUCAGAGGGCCCAAUCACAGCCUACCACAACCUUCAACAAGUUUGAAGAAAGAAAAACUAAGGAAAAGUCCAGCAAAGUCAACACAGUCACAAAGUUUUUUACUCCUUCCACAAAAACACCACCAAAAAAAGAUUCCACUCCUUUAGAUGCCCAGUCCAGCCCGAGCCCCAGCUCCUCUGCGACUCGGCACUCUUCUGGGGACAGUGACCAUGCCACACGAGAGUUCAUUGACUUUCUCAAGCCUCUGAAGUCUGGCAAGGAGAUCUUCAAACAGUGCAGAGCCUUCACUGAGAGCAUGGUCUAUAAGCGGGACCUGGGUGCUGAUGAGCUGUCAGAGUGUGUGCAGGACUUCUACCAGAGCCUCUCAGAACGCCUCCAUACACAGUUCAAAGGUUCGACAGAUCAUGUAGAGAGCAUUAUGGAUGAAGUAGAGAAGUACAUGAUGACUCGUCUCUACAAGGAAGUCUUCUGCCCUGAGACCACAGACGAUGAGAAGAAAGACUUGGCCAUUCAGAAGAGAGUCAGAGCCUUGCACUGGGUCACCAUUGAGAUGCUCUGUGUUCCUGUAGAUGAAGAGAUCCCUGAGGUUUCUGACAGUGUAGUCAAAGCCAUCACAGAUGUGAUUGAGAUGGAUUCCAAGCAUGUGCCCAAGGAGAAGCUGGCAUGCAUCACUCGUUGCAGCAAGCACAUCUUCAACGCCAUCAAAGUCAGCAAGAAAGAGGCCGCGUCCGCAGACGACUUCCUCCCCACACUCAUCUAUAUUGUGCUGAAAGCAAACCCUCCGCGACUGCAGUCCAACAUCCAGUACAUCACCCGUUUCUGCAACCCCAGCAGACUCAUGACUGGAGAGGAUGGUUACUACUUCACUAAUCUGUGCUGUGCAGUGGCCUUUAUUGAGAAGCUGGAUGGUCAGUCUCUCAACAUGAGCUCAGAGGAGUUCGAGCUCUACAUGUCAGGCCAGGCGCCUCCCCUCUGGCCACAGGUCACCGGCGCUUCCUCCUGCUCCCCAGGAAGCACAGCUCUCAGUCAAGUCCACCAACGACUGGACCUGCUAACCGGCCUUGGGGAAAGGCAGGAGCGUGUCAUGGUGAAGGCUCGCCAGCUGGAGAGCGACCUCAUCGACUGGACGGACGAAGUGGAUCAGAAAGUGCAGAGCGUUCUGGAGAACUUUCCACCACAGACACAGAACCCUGCGGCAGGCACGGAUGAUGGGACAACAUCUGCAGCGUCAUCAGCAAUCGACUCUGAGAACGUGGAGAACGAGCUUCUUCCCCCUCCACUGCAGCCGCAAGUGUUCGCAGGUUGAUGUGAAGAGCUGUGCUCUAAACAAAAUCUAGAGGGUUUUCUCCGCUCUCACCCUUUUCCCUACUGUUUAACUUUGCUGUCUGUGCACAUAACAGCUGUGGAUCCCAUUUCCACUCCAGCAAUUUUUAUUACAUCCAUCUGUUGUCCUAGAGUCCUUGACAGUACACUGAACAGCAGUGGAACUGAAAACAGGGGGAAACAGGUAGCCUAGCUCUGUCAAGACGUAACAAAAUUUGUGUAGCAGCACCUCCAAAACUCACUGACACCUGCUUUGGGUCAUACAAAAACCAAAGAGUAAAAAUUCACUUUUACACUAUGGUUGGUUUACAGAUGACUCUCACCUAUGGUCAUGAACUUUGGGUCAUGACCAAAAGGGCAAGAUCCCGGAUACAGGCGGCCGA
This is a messenger RNA of Monopterus albus (swamp eel), 2608 nucleotides long. It is a transcript of the gene rabgef1l, whose product is annotated as RAB guanine nucleotide exchange factor (GEF) 1, like. Gene Ontology annotation, biological process: vesicle-mediated transport. The transcript is spliced from 9 exons. Gene Ontology annotation, cellular component: endocytic vesicle; cytosol. The record is from RefSeq and is a predicted model, not a curated record. Bases 694 to 2208 code for a protein of 504 amino acids. Lineage: Eukaryota; Metazoa; Chordata; Actinopteri; Synbranchiformes; Synbranchidae. Gene Ontology annotation, molecular function: small GTPase binding; guanyl-nucleotide exchange factor activity; DNA binding.